Messenger RNA from Strongylocentrotus purpuratus (purple sea urchin), 1303 nucleotides. RefSeq lists its product as uncharacterized. The transcript is spliced from 3 exons. The coding region runs from base 209 to 568 and encodes 119 amino acids. Lineage: Eukaryota; Metazoa; Echinodermata; Echinoidea; Camarodonta; Strongylocentrotidae. The record is from RefSeq and is a predicted model, not a curated record.
UCUCAAUUAUUACUGAUAAAUUGUGGCUGUUAAUUGGCUAUUCGACGUUUGGCUAUUAACGUUGGCUCAAUGUUGGUCCAUCGUUUCAAAUUUUACUGAGAAAUGGUGGAUAUAUGUUGGCUAAUAUACGCGACGUUGGGCCAACCCGGGGGCCAACCUUGGCUUAACGUUGGUCUAUAUCGUCUCCAUCUUUACUGAUAAAUAGUGCAUGUAUAUAUUGGUUGGCUAUAUGACGUUGGGCCAACGUAGCAAAUACGACCUAGUACCGCUACAUCCGGGUAAAAAAAAUUGCAUGCGUGCGCAUGCCCAUGUGCUCAUGCAAUUGCAACGUACGUCAGCCAUAUCCUGUCCAUUUGUCUGGAUCAGUUGCCGGGGAGUACCAACACUGCAUGAUUCCUCUACCCGUUCAGAUCCAGCUACUACCUCGAUCAUCCAGAACAGCAUCAACAGCACCAAGGACCCCUUCGACAUCGACCCCAUCAACCUCCAGAACACUGUCGACCCCAACGACCCCAUUGACCUCAACAUUCAGAAAUAUGGAUGUCGAAGCUGUACCACCACAAGCUAGACAAGAUUUUGAUUCCGACUAACCCAUUCUUGAAAGGUCCAUUGCCUUAGGAAAUUAAAACUUUUAUGUCUUGUAUCAAGACCCUUUUAAAGCAACAUAAUAACAAUUGUUUCAUAAAUAAAUGCCUCCUUAUAUUUUUUACAAUUUUUUGAAAACCUCUCCAAGUUGCUCGUCUAAUGGUGGACCCCGCCCCUUACAAUUCUCAGAGUUCCUCGGAAUGAUUGACCAAAGGAUUAGUGAUGUUAUAUCAAGAACGAUCUCCGCUUAGGCAAGCUACGGUGCUUGCUAGCCAGCUCUGCAGGCAUUAUGUUUUGUACACAAACAUAAACAAUAACUUUUGUUAUUAAAUAGUGUGCUAUGCAUCUUUACUUGUUAUUUAUUGUGGUGAAAUUUCACUAAUGGCCCAAUUUUAAAAAGAGAGCUAUACCAUGAGUCGAAGAAGGUCGUAAUUGAUUUGAAUGCCUGUAUAACGUGUCAACUAUAAAUGCAUGCUAUAAAGAAUUUCAAAGGUAAGAAAAAAAUGUUUCAUAUAUCUAAGUGACUGAAUGUUUUUCGCAUUACCUUCUUCUCAAUUUAAAGAAAUAUUGAAAGUGGUAUAUCAGAGUGAAGAAACUUGUGUUUUUCCCUUUACAAUCUCUGCUCUUUCUUACUUCACUUUCAAAUUUCCUCUCUUGUUAUAUAAACAUUUAGCGAUUGCUUUACUUCACACAUUCAAGCAAUGUAUACUAUCCCUCC